AUGAGGGCGCCGUUGUUAAUAUUUGCUGUGUUUAUCGUCCUUAUUGGUACAGUUGAUGCGAAGAAGACGAAGAAGAGUCUGAAAGAAGAUGGUGAGAACGAAGUGACUGCAUUGGAGCCAAAAGGAGCAGAUAGUGUAAACAAUUUGAAAAAUGAAGCGCUUUCAACCGAAAAGCAGGUCGUGAAAAACAGAUCUCGUCUAGCCCCUAAGCGCAGCAAACGCCCGAAUAGAAGACGAAACAGGAGAAAGAAGUGGCCACAACAGCGUUGCUACUGUCCUUGCAGCUGCACAAGUCGGAGGAGGAGAACAUGGGCAUACACAUGCAGCAAAGAGGAGGGAUUACAACGCUACUCACGAAACAGGCGGAAGAUUAAGGGUGACGCUGAAUCAACUGAAUCAACUACAGCGAGCACAACUACGACAACUGCAUCAAGCACAAGUAGCAAGCUCAGCAAUGAAACUAGCCCAGAAGCUACUCAAUCCCCGUCAACAAGCAGCAGUCCCACUGAAACGACCACACCAAGUGCAGAGAAAACGAACGCUAGCUCACCUGACUCUGAAUCUACUGAAACCGUGCUAACAACCAGCAGCACUGCUGAUACUACUACAACGAGCACGACUACGACAAGUACCAGCACAACUGGCAGCAACUCUACUCAACCUGAAACAGCCAGCAGCAGCACACUUGGUACUAUCUCGGCAGGCACCAAUGUCACGGAUGCCAGUACAACUGAACCCGGACUCAACAAAACCGGGCUAACAGACAACUGUAACGUAACCACUCCAGAAGGCGCCAAUACCAGUUCAACUGACUCAAACUUAAUUCAAUCCGGCCCAGCAAGCAACAUUGCUGUUGGGGCGCAAGGAACGAACAUCACGAUUGGCGGUACGGAUAGCACUGAGUAUAAUCAGACCGAGGUGGUAAACAACACUGCUUCUGAAGUAAAUAUGACAAACAUAGAUGGCAACACCACAACCAGCUUUGAAACUGCUCUACAAGAGUCAGCAAACAGCAGCGCCGGUAAUUUGAAUGAGACAGACGGACACUCCGCAGAAAACCGCACAGCUAUCGUUGCAUCUUUACCAUCCGUAGAAACCGACAACAGUACUACUGAAACGACUGAAAGCACCACUACGAUCACCAGUACGACUACUGCUCUCACUUCUAUAUCCGAUUCCACUACAAGCGCACUGAAAAAUGACACUAUGAAAGUGGAACUGGAAGUGAAAGAUGGGAAGAAGAAGGAGAAGACGAAGAAAAAGAAGAAGACGAAGGAGAAGGAGCAGGAGCGCAUCAAGGAAAAACAGAAAAAUGAAGUGGAUGAGAGUAUCAACAAAAUUAACGAAAACGUCACUGCAAAUCUGUCCAGCAACGCUAUUCAGGAGUUAGAUGAUCGCCGUAUUGUGACUCUACCCAAUGGCACAAACGAAGUGAAUUGA
This is a messenger RNA of Cylicocyclus nassatus, 1440 nucleotides long. The record is from the annotation of a GenBank genome assembly. NCBI's taxonomy places the organism in Eukaryota, Metazoa, Nematoda, Chromadorea, Rhabditida, Strongylidae.